Aspergillus tanneri is the source of this 4878-nucleotide messenger RNA. RefSeq lists its product as uncharacterized. Gene Ontology annotation, biological process: long-chain fatty acid biosynthetic process. The coding region runs from base 1 to 4878 and encodes 1625 amino acids. Gene Ontology annotation, molecular function: holo-[acyl-carrier-protein] synthase activity; 3-oxoacyl-[acyl-carrier-protein] reductase (NADPH) activity; fatty acid synthase activity. NCBI's taxonomy places the organism in Eukaryota, Fungi, Ascomycota, Eurotiomycetes, Eurotiales, Aspergillaceae. The record is from RefSeq and is a predicted model, not a curated record. Gene Ontology annotation, cellular component: fatty acid synthase complex. The transcript is spliced from 4 exons.
AUGCAUCCCGAAGUCCACCAGGAGCUCGCAUAUGUUCUGUUGACGGAGCUUUUGGCGUAUCAAUUCGCUUCUCCGGUCAGGUGGAUCGAAACACAGGAUGUUGUUCUACGUGAACAGAAGAUCGACCGUCUCAUCGAGGUUGGCCCUUCUGAGACAUUGCUUGGUAUGGUCAAGAAGACAUUAUCAGCGAAAUACCAGGUCCAUGAUGCUGCUCUAGGCCUUCAACGAGACCUAUGGAGUUACAAGAACCAUGCGCGUGAACUAUACUAUGAGAAUGGUGAUGCCGAGUCUGCACCGGCCGGAACCCGUAAGAUGAAGCAUACUGCAGUGGCAGUACCAUCAGAUACUGUAACCACCGCGACAGUGACAGCAUCCCCGCCAACUAUUGCCCCUGUGGCUGUCAUAGCCCCUGUGAACAAGGGUGGGUCUAGUAUUGUCGACAAACCAAUAUCUGCCAUUGAUAUCAUUGUUGCAUUAAUAGCACACAAGUUAAAGAAAGCAGUUGAAGAGGUGGACUUGCACCAAACCAUUAAGAAGCUAGUUGGAGGGCGAUCAACCCUAGAAAACGAACUGGUUGGUGACCUCGGUGCUGAGUUUGGUUCGCUCCCCGAGAAGCCCGAAGAACUCGAGCUGUCCGAACUCGGCAACACAAUGGAAGCCCAAGGAUCCUGGGGCAAAGGACUUGGAAAGACCACCCAGGGUCUCGUCAGUCGACUGCUCUCCUCCAAGAUGCCGGCGGGUCUAGGCCCUACUGGGGUGCGGGACCACCUGCUGGGGCAGUGGGGAUUAGGGGCGGGACGCCAAGACGCAGUGCUGGUCCGGGCGGUGGUGCUACAGCCGGCGGCACGACUGGCAGAUGCGGCAGCCGCCUUUGCAUUCCUGGAUGGCGUCGUGGCUGUCUACGCCAAAGACGCUCAAAUCGACCUUUCCGCCGCCGGCGCGGGCAGUGCCGCCACUAAUCAGUCGGGCCAGGUGGUCGUAGACCAGACCAUGGUGACGGCGUUGGCCAACACACAGGACCAGCAGCAGCGAGCUAUGCUGGAUGUAUAUGCCAAGAUACUUGGGGUGGACCUGCAUGCGGGACACAAAGCCACCAGCAAUGCCGCAGACGCUAUUGCGCAUCUACAGGACGAGUUGCAGCUUUGGGUGUCGGAGCACGGCGAGAUCUAUGGCUCCGGUAUCAAGCCUAUGCUGGCAGUCGCGAAAGCGCGCAGAUAUGAUUCGUUCUGGAAUUGGGCUCUGCAGGAUGCCGUUGAUCUGUUCCAUCGGAUUUUGGCCGGGCAGAUUUCGCUCGCGGGUCGCGAAAUGGAGACCAUGAUGGGGCGUAUCACACGACGAUCAAACCCGAAACUCUUACAGACAUUGAGCUACCUCCGCGAACAUUGCAUGAAGCUCCAAAGCCCGAGAGCGGCCGAUGUGCGAACUAUUUUUAGUCAGCUGCUAGAUGCGUGUGAUCCACGAUCCCCAAGGCACCAAGUCCGGCCUGUCUCCUUGCAUCGUCUGGUUCUUGACUCCCCCAAGACUGUCAUCGAUAAAGUUGGGCGUAUUCAAUAUGUCGAGGUCCCCCGAUCCGGCAUUAAAGCUGCGCCACCAGCGGAUUUGAAAUCCCUGGGCCGUGAAGGAUGGGAAUCUAGGACUGAUCUAACCGCGGCAUUCAUGACUGCCCUACACCGGACAGACUCACAGUUUCUCUCCUUCAAAGAUACAGAAAUCCUCGUCAUCGGAGCUGGCCGGGAUUCGAUCGGAACCGAGAUUGUUCGUGGUCUGCUCCGAGGAGGUGCCCGCGUACUGGUUACGACGAGCAGUUAUUCGCAAUCAACUACAAGGUCGUAUCAGCAGAUCUACGCCGAAGAAGGAGCCCAGGGAUCCCAACUCAUUCUCAUGCCGUUCAACCAAGCCAGCCAGCAGGACACCGAGUCAUUGGUCUCCUAUAUCUAUGAUUCCGACCAGGGUCUGGGAUGGGAUCUCGCGCAUAUUAUUCCCUUCGCUGCGAUACCAGAAGGUGGACGCCAGAUCGACGAUAUUGAUUCGAAGUCGGAGCUGGCACACAGACUGAUGCUUACGAAUCUGUUGAGGCUCCUUGGAGCGAUCAAGAGACACAAACACGACAAAGGCUUUGACAGCCACCCAACUCAGGUUCUUUUACCCCUAUCGCCAAACCACGGCAUUUUCGGUGGCGACGGACUCUAUGCGGAGUCAAAGAUUGCCCUCGAGACUCUGUUCAAUCGAUGGAGGUCCGAGUCCUGGGGCACAUACCUGUCCAUCUGUGGGGUGGUCAUCGGAUGGACUCGCGGCACGGGUCUGAUGAGUGCCAACAAUUUUGUCGCGGAAGAGAUCGAGAGCCUCGGAGUGAGGACCUUCUCCCAGGCGGAGAUGGCCUACUACAUUCUCGUGUUAAUGUCGUUUCCUAUUGCAGCCGAGUGUGAGAUCGCGCCCGUCAAGGCUGAUUUGGGCGGAGGUCUGAGCACGUUUCCCAACUUGAAAGAGGCGGUGGACACUAUCCGGCAGAGACAGAAGGAGACCAGCGAGAUUCGGGAGGCAUUGGCGAAAGAACAAGCCUUCGAACGACUGGCUCUGGGAAACACCCCGCCAAGUCAAGAGACGCCGAAAGUGAGAGUGCCGAAAGCUGUUCCGGAGAUGCAGUUUCCACCUCUUCCAGACUAUCCCACUGAGAUUCUACCCUUGUUCGGCCAGUUAGGUGGCAUGGUGGAUCUCGAUCGUGUGGUGGUCGUGACUGGGUUCUCCGAAGUCGGUCCCUACGGCAACUCUCGCACGCGGUGGGAGAUGGAAGCGAAUGGGGAGUUUUCUCUUCAAGGGUACGUGGAGAUGGCAUGGAUCAUGGGCCUCAUCAAGCACCACAACGGGCCUCUGAACGGAUCUCCCCAUUACCUGGGCUGGAUUGUCUCGGAGACCAAGGAGCCCAUCCAAGACAGCGAGGUCAAGACCAGAUUCCAACAACACAUCCUGAAGCAUACUGGCAUUCGUCUAAUUGAGCCCGAACUCCACGACGGCUACAACCCUCUCAAGAAGAAAUUCGUGCAAGAAGUGGUUCUGGACGAGGACAUGCCACUCAUGAAGGUGUCAAAGGAAACCGCAGAGCAACUUCAGCUCGAACAUGGAGACAAGGUGGAAGUAAUCCCGGAUGGCGAAGAGUGCACUGUCCGGCUGCUAAAGGGGGGAUGUCUGAUGAUACCCAAGGCUAUGCGGUUCGACCGCGCAGUUGCUGGACAGAUUCCCACCGGCUGGGACGCCCGUACCUAUGGCUUCACGGAGGAUCUCGUGAACCAGGUGGAUCCGGCCACUCUAUACGCCGUGAUCGGGGCUGUGGAAGCCCUGUUAAGAGCAGGUAUCAGUGAUCCGUUCGAGAUUUACAAGUACUUGCAUUUGUCUGAGAUUGGCAAUUGUAUUGGGUCUGGAAUAGGUGGUGUGAAAGCGCUUCGGAAACUGCACAAGGACCGAUUCAUUGAGAAGCCAGUCCAGAAUGAUAUUCUCCAGGAGUCAUUUAUCAACACCACCGCGGCCUGGAUCAACAUGCUUCUCUUGUCUUCCACGGGUCCCCUGAGAACGCCCGUGGGAGCAUGUGCCACUUCGAUCGAAUCGCUUGAGUCUGGAUUCGAAACAAUUGUGACCGGCAAGGCAAAGAUGUGUCUAGUGGGUGGCUUUGACGAUUUCUCCGAGGAUGUGUCCUAUGAGUUCGCGAAAAUGAAAGCCACUGUGAGUAGCGAGGCUGAUAUGGAAAAAGGUCGCGAUCCGAGCGAGAUGUCUCGACCUGCAGCGUCUACACGAGCAGGAUUCGUGGAAUCGCAAGGCAGCGGUGUGCAAGUGAUCACGUCCGCCCGAUUAGCGUUGGACAUGGGACUUCCCAUCCAGGGUAUCGUCGCAUGGGUUGGAACGGCCAGUGACAAGAUUGGACGCUCUGUUCCGGCCCCAGGAAAGGGUCUGUUGACAAAUGCCAGAGAAUCACGGCGCAAAAUCCCCUCUCCUAUGCUGGACAUUGCCUAUCGACGCCGGAGACUCAAUCUUUCGCGGCAACAUAUCCAAGAGCGUGUCGAUAUGGAGGUGAGCGUCGCUAAAGCUGAACUGGCAGAUCUCAAGCACAGCAAUCCUAGCCCUUACACUGAAGAACGAAUGGAGGAAAUAAAUGAGCGCCUUCGCUAUGUUCGCCAGGAAGCCCAGAGUCAAGAAAAGGACGCCCUGAACACCUUCGGCAACCACUUCUGGAAGAAUGACUGCGAAAUAUCCCCCCUCCGAGGAGCUCUGGCAACAUGGAAUCUCACCAUGAAUGACCUAGACGUCGUCUCCUUCCACGGCACAUCGACCGUACUCAACGAGAAGAAUGAAAUUGACAUGAUCAGUCGCCAGCUCCGACACUUAGGACGCACCCCCGGCAACCCUGUUCUGGGCAUCUUCCAGAAAUACCUCACCGGCCAUUCCAAGGGCGCCGCCGGUGCCUGGAUGCUCAAUGGUGGUCUCCAGGUCCUUCACACUGGCCUCGUUCCUGGUAACCGCAACGCAGACAAUAUCGACCCUGUGCUGGAGAAUGACUACAUCGUCUGCCCGAAUCGUAGCAUCCAGACCACUGGGAUCAAGGCGUUUUCAGCCACUUCGUUUGGAUUUGGACAGAAAGGUGCUCAGGCUCUGUGCGUCCACUCUAAGUAUCUCUUUGCCACGCUAGAGGAGGCUACCUACAAUGAUUACCGAGUACGGGUGGAGGCGCGGCAGCAGCGCGCACAGCAACAUUUCCGGUUCGGAAUUGCCCACAAUGCCAUCUUCUCGGCGAAAGACAAGCCGCCCUAUAGGGAAGACCAGGAGUAUCGUGUGUUACUGGAUCCUAAGGCACGAUUGAUGGCGGAUCCGAAUGGGAUUGGUGUAUGUUGA